AUGACCAUGAAGAGAGUGGGAAGUGCAGCUUUAAAGAUGGUUGAGGAAGUUCAAAGGCAAUUUAACACCAUCCCGGGUCUUAUGGAGGGUACUGCCAAGCUCGACUGUGCCAUCUGUGUCAAGAUCUCUACUGAUGCUUCCAUCAAGGACAUGAUUCCACCUAGUGCCCUUGUCAUGCUUACACCCCUCAUUGUUGGGACCUUCUUUGGAGUUGAGACCCUCUCCGCUGUUCUUGCUGGCUCCCUCAUUUCUGAUGAUAAUUGUGAUGGUAAGGAUGAUGAUGAAAGUAAUCAUUCUUAUCAGAUGAGAGUUUGA
Messenger RNA from Camellia sinensis, 315 nucleotides. The record is from RefSeq and is a predicted model, not a curated record. Lineage: Eukaryota; Viridiplantae; Streptophyta; Magnoliopsida; Ericales; Theaceae.